AUUUUUUUUUAAAAAAAAUUAACUCAUUAAUAAAAAUUACUAGAUUUACCUUGAUUAAAUAUAUCUUAUUUUUAAAUGAAAAAUAGUAAUAAAUCGGUAAAAGUUAUGUCCUACACGGAAUCGAAGAAAGGGUUAUAUGAGUUAUCCUAAAAUUAAAAACAAAUUAAAAAAGGAUUAAACUCGCUCAAAUUUAAAAGAUGAAAAAUAUAAAAAAAAAAUCAAAUUAAAACUUAUAAAAGAGAAUAAAAAAAAAUUGAUCUGCUCAUACGUCGUUUGGAAAGUCGUUUUAAGCGUUUUGUUUUAAGGAAGAAGCUGGUAAAAGUGUUGUAUGAUGUAAUUCCGUUAAUUUAAAAAAGAAAUAGUUGAAUUAAUGAAAAAUAAGAAAUGAUUUAACGGUAUUUGAAUUUGUUUUAGAAAUGCAUGAGGGCGGAGAAGAGUGGAUGAAUAUAGAGAGAUGCAUGGCGGAGGUUGAAGAGAAAGAAAAAGAAGGAAUGAGCUAAAUAUAGAGAUAGUAAUAGUGAAACGUGAAAGUGGCCAGAGAAUGUGAAGAGAGAGUUGCUGAAAAACAGGGAGAACAGAUCAGAGUACUUGAGAUGCGGAUCUCAACUCAGGAAGAGGUAGAAACCUCAGAGAGUAUAUAAGAGAUGCGAUAAUAUGUUUUCAAUGGUUGGAGAGUGUGAUGUAUGUCUGUGUAUGAAUGUAUGCAUUGAGGGAGAAGAAGAAGAUGAUGAUGAUGAUGAUGAAGAUGAGUAGUGCGCGUGUGUCUUACUGGACAAUGUUGCUUCUCUUCCUUGCAAUGCUGGAGCCCUGCCCUGUGGCGGCUUUCGACAUAACCAAACUCUUGUCGGAAUAUCCCUCAUAUUCCUCAUUCUCCGACUACCUCAAGCAAACGCAACUGACCGACGCAAUAAACGCCAGGCAGAGCGUGACGGUGUUCGCGGUGGAUAACACCGCCAUGGCUCCUCUCUCAGGGAAAUCAAUCCACCACAUAAAGACCAUCUUGAGCCACCACGUCGCGCUGGGCUACCUGGAUCUCCACCAAACUCAAACCAUCAGCGCCACCACGCUGUCGCAGGACGAGGGAGUGCUCCUCAAGAUCAACAACGGCGACGUCACCUUAGUGUCCGCCGCCAAGCCAAACGGCGUGGCCAGAGCCAAACUCAUAAAACCCCUCGCGGCAGAAUCCGAGAAGCAGUGUAAUAUUUCGGUGGUGCAGGUAAACAGCCUCAUGAUAAACACCAAUCCGGAGGCUAUAAUCCCAAAGUCACCUGUGCCGGUGAUAUCACCCGUACCGGUAAUCAAUCCGAUUCCGGUCAAGUCACCCGUGCCGGUCAUUUCACCCGUCCCUGUAGUAUCGCUUGUUCCAACACCUACACCAAUUUCCACCGAUAUUAUAUCACCCGUUCCUGUAAUCUCCCCCGUUCCGGUCAAGUCUCCCGUCCCGGUCAUAACACCCGUCCCUGUAAUCUCACCGGUUCCGGUCAUCUCCCCCGUCCCGGUCGUAUCACCCGUCCCAAUAAGCACUCCUGUUCUGGUUAACCCUCCGGCGCCGGCAGUCUCUCCCGCCAUUCUGAUUAAACCCCCGGCUCCAGUAAUGCCACUGGUGCCGGUAACUUCACCGGUUCCGGCAGUAACACCUGUGAGAGUGCCGGUGCCUGUGCCUGUGACAGUCCCGGUGCCAGUAAUGACACCAGCAGCUGGCAACGAGGUUGGGAGUCCCGGUUCUGUGGGUCCAGGUGAGGGCAAUUUCGGUCCAUAUAAUGGGGGUGAGAUUGAUGCCCAUGGUAAACCUAAGUCAGGGGGGGUUCUGUUUAGCGUGAAUUGGUCUUUAGCUAUUUUGCUUGCUUUCUCCUUUUCACUAUUUAUUAAUUAUGAGUAUUGAUGAAUGAUUAGUGUGAGCGUUCCAGCAGUAGAUAUAGGAUUAGGACAAGGACAAUUAAUUCAUUCCUUUCUUUACCUUCUUUCUAUUAUUCCUGUAAUGUUUCUUAACUGUAUUACAUGCAUGCAUUGCAGAAUAUAAUACUUUAAUUUCUUUCUUCUUGCUUCUUCUUCUUGGAUCUUUUGGAUCUUGUACAUUUUCAUAACAUGUUUCUGGUACAACGUUUUGGGUAAAUGGAUGGAACUAAAAGCCUUCGUUUUACCAAAAGCCUCAGAGUGUAUCGUGUCAAUGUUAGUUUGCCUCCUUUUGAUAGAAGAAUUUCGGUUUUAAACUAUUCUUUUCAUAAUUCAUGUUGCAUCAAAAAAUCUGAGGUCACUCUUGCAGCCUGUCUUAAUCACAGCCAUGUUAUAACAAAGAUUAACUGAAAGUUUGUCCACGUUAAAUCUCAUUACAUAAAGAGAUGCCUAUCAUUACAACAAGAAAUUAAAUUUUGGGAGCAUUUGAAACAAGAGCUUGUAUAAAGCUCAGAAAAGCAACUCAUGACCUUCUUAAUUGAAUGUUUUUUCAACUUAUUUUCAUGAACUGUCUAUUCACGUAUACCUUUUCUAUUGAAUACACAUUUGUACGUGCCACUUUCAUAUGAUUUAAAAUUUUGAAACAACUUGUAGACUAGCUAUCAUAACCAGGUUGUCCAUUAUAGCUUAUCAUAACCAAGUCUCGUCUUAAUUGUACCCAAGUCUCUAUGACAUUGAUACGCAUUUCUCCUCAGGUGCUACCAUUUCUUAUUUACCAAUGAAAAUAUUACCUUCAGCCUAAACUUUUAAGGACGGUUAGUAGUUAAAACCAAUCAGUUUCGAUUUAAACUGAGGUGAAGAUGAU
Molecule: messenger RNA, 2758 nt
Organism: Vigna radiata var. radiata (mung bean)
Lineage: Eukaryota; Viridiplantae; Streptophyta; Magnoliopsida; Fabales; Fabaceae
Product: anti-sigma-I factor RsgI2
Exons: 1
Coding region: 698-1882 (394 amino acids)
Cellular component (GO): plasma membrane
Source: RefSeq, a predicted model, not a curated record